Molecule: messenger RNA, 5864 nt
Organism: Acinonyx jubatus (cheetah)
Lineage: Eukaryota; Metazoa; Chordata; Mammalia; Carnivora; Felidae
Product: sperm-associated acrosin inhibitor-like
Exons: 6
Coding region: 3389-3985 (198 amino acids)
Molecular function (GO): protein binding
Source: RefSeq, a predicted model, not a curated record
CUGUUUUGUUUUUUUUGUUUUGUUUUGUUUUGGUUUGGUUUGGUUUUGAUAGCAUUAAUUUAUGCUCUAAUCUUUAUUAGUUUCUGUCUUUUCUGCUGGUUUUGGGUUUUAUUUGCUGUUUUUUUUUUUUCCAGCUCCGUAAGGCGUAAGGUUAGGUUGUGUAUCUGAGUCCUUUCUUUCUUCUUUAGGAAGGCCUGGAUUGCUAUAUACUUUCCUCUUAUGACUGCCUUGCUGCGUCCGAGAGGUUUUGGGUUGUGGUGUUAUCAUUUUCAUUGGCUUCCAUAUACUUUUUAAUUUCCUCUUUAACUUCUUGGUUAGCCCAUUCGUUCUUUAGUAGGAUGUUCUUCAGUCUCCAAGUAUUUGUUACCUUUCCAAAUUUUUUCUUGUGGUUGAUUUUGAGUUUCAUAGCGUUGUGGUCUGAAAAUAUGCAGAGUAUGAUCUCGAUUUUUUUGUACUUACUUAGGGCUGAUUUGUGUCCCAGUAUAUGGUCUAUUCUGGAGAAUGUUCCAUGUGCACUGGAGAAGAAUGUAUAUUCUGCUGCUUUAGGAUGAAAUAUUCUGAAUAUAUCUGUGGAGUCCAUCUGGUCCAGUGUGUCAUUCAAAGCCAUUGUUUCCUUGCUGAUUUUUUGAUUAGAUGAUCUGUCCAUUGCUGUGAGUGGGGUGUUGAAGUCUCCUACUAUUAUGGUAUUACUAUCAAUGAGUUUCUUUAUGUUUGUGAUUAAUUGAUAUAUAUAUUUGGGUGCUUUCACAUUUGGCGCAUAAAUGUUUACAAUUGUUAGGUCUUCUUGGUGGAUAGACCCCUUGAUUAUGAUAUAAUGCCCUCUGCAUCUCUUGAUACAGUCUUUAUUUUAAAGUCUAGAUUGUCUGAUAUAAGUGUGGCUACUCCGGCUUUCUUUUGUUGACCAUUAACAUGAUAGAUGGUUCUCUAUCCCCUUAUUUUCAAUCUGAAAGUGUCAUUAGGUCUAAAGUGGGUCUCUUGUAAACAGCAUAUAGAUGGAUCUUGUUUUCUUAUUCAUUCUGUUACCCUCUGUCUCUUGAUUGGAGCAUUGAGUCCAUUGACAUUUAGAGUGAGAACUAAAAGGUAUGAAUUUAUUGCCAUUAUCAUGCUUGUAGAGUUGGAGUUUCUGAUGGUGUUCUCUGGUCCUUUCUAAUGUUUGUUGCUUUUGGUAUUUAUUUAUUUACAUAUAUAUGUACAUAAAUGUAUAUAAAUUUUUUUUCAUCUUUUCUCCCCUCAGAGAGUCCCCCUUAAAAUUUCUUGCAGGGCUGGUUUAGUGGUCACAAACUCCUUUAAUUUUUGUUUGUCUGGGAAACUUUUUAUCUCUCCUUCUAUUUUGAAUGACAGCCUUGCUGGUUAAAGAAUUCUUGGCUGCAUAUCUUUCUCAUUCAACACACUAAAUAUAUCCAGCCACUCCUUUCUGCCUGCCAAGUUUCUGGGGAUAGGUCUGCUGCAAACCUGAUCUGUCUUCCCUUGUAGGUUAGGGACUUUUCUUCCCUUGCUGCUUUCAUGAUUCUCUCCUUGCCUGAGUAUUUUGUGAAUUUGACUAUGAUAUGCCUUGUUGAUGGUUGGCUUUUGUUGAAUCUAAUGGGGGUCCUCUGUGCUUCCUGGAUUUUGAUGUCUGUGUCUUUCCCCACGUUAGGAAAGUUUUCCCCUAUGAUUUGCUCACAUAACCCUUCUACCCCUAUUUCUCUCUCUUCCUCUUCUGGGACCUCUAUGAUUCUGAUGUUGUUCCUUUUUAACAAGUCACUGAUUUCUCUAAUUCUUAAAUCAUGCUGUUUUACCUUGAUCUCCCUCUUUUUUUCUGCUUCAUUAUUCUUCAUAAGUUUGUCCUCUGUAUCACUGAUUCUCUGUUCUGCCUCAUCCGUCCUUGCUGCUGUGGCAUCCAUCCAUGAUUGCAACUCAGUUAUAGCAUUUUUUUAUUUCAUCCUGACUAGUUUUUACUUCUUUUAUCUCCACAGAAAGGGAUUCUAAUCUAUUUUCGACUCCAGCUAGUAUUAUUAUUAUUGUGAUUCUAAAUUCUGGUUCAGACAUCUUGCUUGUAUCCGUGUUGGUUAAAUCCCUGGCUGUCGUUUCUUCGUGCUCUUUCUUUUGGGGUGAAUUCCUUUGUUUUGUCAUUUUGAUGGGAUAAAAGGAAUUAAUGAGGUAGAAAAAUUAAAAUUAAAAAAAUAUUAAAAUUAAAAAAUUAAAAACACACACACACAAAUCGAAUAAAUGAUACUAGAUCCUAGAUGUGUUUUGGUCUGGGUGUUGAAAGUGGUUUGAUAGAUUAGAGAAAAAAGUUGGGGGGGGGAGGAAAUCAUUUGAGAAUUUGAAAAAAUGAAUACACUGAAGUAAACUAAAAUGAAAUGAUGGGAGUAAAAUAGAAUUUGAAAAAAAAUACACAAAAAUAAAGAGUAUAGUGGAAAAAAUUUUAAGAAAAAUAUUUUUAAUAAAAAUUAAAAAUAAAAAUGAAUUUCUCUUUCUGUAUUUAAGAAAAAGAAAUGAAACAAAAAACAAAUCGUUUGAAAAUUUGGAAAAGUGAAUACACUGAAGUAGACUACAAAUGAUGGAGGUAAAAUAGAACUUGAAAAAAUUUACAUAAAAGUAAAAAAUAUAGCAAAACAAUUAAAAAUAUUUUUAAUAAAAAUUGAAAAUAAAAGUGAAUUUUUUCUCUUUCUGUAUUCAAGGAAAAGAAGUGAAAAAAAGAAAGAAAGAAAGAAAGAAAGAAAAUUGAAUAGAUGGACCUGCUAACAGAUUGAAAUAGGACUGAAAUUACUUUGUUUUCCCCUAGAUGUCAGACUAUGAAGCACUUUAUAGUCCAUAAACUAAGCAGACAGUGAUACUUGUUCUUGAAUGGCAAGGUUGGCCCAGUUCGGCGGGGCUCAGUGUAAUUGCUCCUUUCACCACUAGAUGGCGCUGCUAGCCUACUGGGGUGGACCGUUGUGAUGCUCGCAGGUGUGUAUGCACGUGCGCGGGAGCAGUGAAAAUGGCCUGUCUCUACUAUCGGAACUCUAUUCUUCCCAUCAGCAAUCACGCACCCAUCCUCUGUCUUCAGCUUUCAUCCACUCCCCGCUUUUUCACUGUCCGUGACCAAGCCAGCCCCAGGCAGUACCUCUCUCCUGAGUUUUGUCUCAGAUGCGGCUGUUUUCCCUGACCCCUUACUUCCGAAGGACUGCGGCUUUGACCCGUUCCGCCCCUCUGCGAGCGGGUCUCACGGAGCGAUGGCCAAUGAGCAAUGGCUGAAUGUCGGCUGCACCCAGGAACGCUUGCUGGACCCUGCUGCUGCCGGUGCCCCGAGACUGCGGCCAGGUGCCUGCCCGGCCCAGAAAAAGUUCGCGAGAUAGUGUAGCAGCAGUAUUUCAGGGAUUAUGGAAAAAUCACAACACACAUCUGGCACCAGGCUUCACCCUUAAUGACAUUGUUCCAGCACCAGCGAAUGUGGCCCUUCUCUGGGGUCUGCUGGGACCAGGUGGCUUCAACAGUCUCCACCAAAUGUCCUUCCAGCAGUGGAACCGCUUUUUCCCGUGUGGUCCAAGAACCUCCUGGACCCCACUCUGUUCCUGGGGGUUCACCUUUCCCACCAGAGCACCGCCAGUUUAAAAAUUACAUAUACAUAUCAGGCUGCCCACUAUAUGUCAAGCAGUGGAGAAACAAAGAAACAGAUAUCAAUAUUGUUCUUUUUAAAGAAUGGAAUCUUGCCAUUUGCAACGACAUGGAUGGAGACUUGGUAAAAUGUCUUUCUUCUCGACAUGGAUCAAAGCUAUUUUUAUCACUGCCCUGGCAUUUCCUCAUUAUUCUGAAACUGGUUUUGAACCUUCACCAGAAAUUCGUAGACUCCCAAACUGUGAUGUGUAUGUACAUCAACUACAUUUUUGCACAAGAGAAAUGGAUCCAGUCUGUGCAACCAAUGGCCAAACUUAUUCCAAUACAUGCGUUUUCUGCAGUGAACUAUUCGAAAGUGGUGGAGCAUUUGAUUUUAGUCAUUAUGGUAGAUGCUGAUUCUGCCUGAGCUACACAUUCCAAUACCUUUUAUUGCGAUCCAAUUUUGUGGUAGAUUCUACAACCAAUUAGAACGUCCUCAGUCAGAGUUUUAAAUUCCUAGGUAAUCAUACAAAGACUUCUAUGGCAUACAAGAUGGAAUAUAGGAUGUUGAAGAAUUUUUCCAUGAGCCUAUGAUUGAAAGGUUUUCCUUCUCUAUGUUCAAUUAUUCUAUGACAGUUGAAAAACUAUCUUAAUUUUGUGUUUCUUAACAUAAAACCUAAUACAACUUAAUAAAUAUUUCAAUCAAUCCAAUGUUCAAUGAUAUUAUCCUUAUUAAAAUACCUUUUCCUUCUUUGGUUACUGGGUGAAAAGACAUGAAUGCUUUUAGUAAUUAUAAUUAAAAAAUGUUUUCAAAAAUGAAUAAAUAAUACAUUAUUUGUGAAUUUAUUAAAAACACAGACACUUGGGCUCCUCUAUAUCCUAAAGAAUCAAAACCUCCAGGAGAGGGAUCUGAGAACUUGAGUUCUAAUAUGUACUCCCGGUUAAUCUUAUGAUUACAAACGUUAGGCAAUAAGGACUUAAAUUCUAAAACAUAGGUCUGUCUAUCAUUGCAUGACUUGGAGAUCCUAUUCAAAGAUAUCAUAAAAUUUCUGAGGUGUGGGAGAAAAAUUAUAUUCUUUCUCUCUUACAAAUCAGUCAAGAGAUAGGUUGGUGAUCCUGGGGUACCAGGCAACUCUGCCUUCAUCAUUGCAAUCUAUCCAUUUGUUGUCCAAGUCUGAUGUGUCUCCAUUUCUUUCAUCUCUCAGCCCAAAAGAAGCAGGCUUUAUUUGGGUGGCCAUGUGUUCAUUUAAAGUUUGAUUGUAAUGUAGAGUUACAUUCUGUACAUUUGCAGAAAUGUAGAUUGAUUACUAGAAGAUAAGUAUCAAUCUACUACAUUAUCAGGACUGCUCUCCUUUUCACUAAACAUUUCUACCUCUAGAAGAGUGAUCUAUGUGGGAGUCACAUAUUCAUAUACAUCGUUAGUAUUAAUUCUCUGUUGUUUUUUUUUAAAGUAGGCUUCAUGUCCAGCAUGGAACCCAACAUAGGGCUUGAAAUUCAUGACCCUGAGAUCAAGACCUGAGCUGAGAUCAAGAGUCAGACGCUUAACCGACUGAGCCGCCUAAGCACCCCAUACAUCUUUAGUAUUAAUUCUUAAUGAAAGUGUCCAGUAGAAUGUAGACAUUAGAGCUAUGUCAUAAAAGUGCAUUCAGCUGCUUUCAUAGCCUUUUUCAUUAUAGAGGACAUGUAUAAAAAACGUCAUUCAGUGAAUGCCGGUAAAUGUAUACAUGUAUUGUUUUCCCUCUUAUUUAACAUAUUGUUUUUUAAAAAUCACUCCUAUCUUGAGAAAAGUGGGUAAGCAAAGCAGAUACUCCUACUGUCUUCUAGGAACUUUGGGUUACUUGGUGGAAGUUAGUAUCCAUCAGUGAUGGGAAUUCUGCCUCCCUGCAUAACUAUUUUCCACAUAAGCUUUGUAAGUUAGCUUCCCACAUCCCCGAUGUUAUGCAGCUUAGUUCUUAAAGGAAUCUCGUGACAUCAGCUCUGUAUUUUAGCUAUAACAAAAGUGAGACACAGGAAAUUUAACAAUAUUUAAAAUUUGGCAUGUGAUAAAGAAAAUACAGUGUUUUCUUAUAUCGAGAUAAAAUUCACAAAACUUAAAAUCUGCCAUUUGGAAACACAAGAUUACAUAUUAUAUAGCAUAUAUUCAUUCACAAUGUUGUGCCGUCAUCAUCAACACUUUUCCAUCAUCUACUUCCUUCCAAAAAACAAAAAAAAACAACCACAUAAUUCCCGAUUGCCCACCUAUUAAUUCCUGGCAACCAUUCAUCUAUUUCUUGUCUCUAUGAAUUUGCCUAUUUGGACAUUUCACA